AUGUCGCGGAUGCAGCCGUACGUCGAUGAGCUUAAGAGUCGUUUCGGCAAAGUGACGGUGAUCCACAAGUCUUCUGCGGAGACACUUCUGCAGGUGGAGCACGUCAUCCCGGACCGUGGCUAUGCCGCGGUGCUCUGCGUGACGCUGGGCGUUCAUUUUCCCCGCACCCCUCCAAUCGUCACUUACUUUGACGGCCGGAAGAUUUCCCUGGCUUCGCCUGACGGCUCCGCGCCUGACGCGUGGGAUCCGUCCAAGUCAAAGCUGGUGGAUGCCGUUGGGAACGCCUUUGCCAACUUGGCAAAUUUGUGGGGGAGUGUGGUGCCGCCGUCAAUGGAGCUGCUUACCAGCCAGCUGAGCUCGCUGUCCGACUCCAUGCUGCAGGACAUUGUGUCGAACCCCAACUGUCUGGAGUCCUACGCCUAUCAGUUGCCGUUUUUUAAGGCCAUUCGUGACGCCAGUUGCCAGACGAUUGACGACAUUGAGCGCGUAGCAAACGAGAACUUGAAGUUGCAGCCGGUCGUGGAGAAUUUGCGAGCCGAAGUGGAGGGGCUUCAACGUUCCCUCGAACAGAACGUGCAGUCCAUGCAGAAGAUGCUGCGAGCAACGCCGCUGUUGAAUUCCAUCGGCACCCCUGAGAGUCUGGCGAAAACGUUGGCGACUGAUGUGAGGACGUUAGAUGCACAAUGCGAGGAAAUUGCAAAGAAGAUACUACAGUUGGACUGUGCCACAGACAAGCUCCGCUUUGACAAUCUCCUGGAGGAGUACCGAGAAAAGGCAAAGGAGCGCCACUUCAUUGACCUCAAAAGGCGCGCGUAUUGUGCCUCACUGACGUGA
Molecule: messenger RNA, 834 nt
Organism: Trypanosoma cruzi
Lineage: Eukaryota; Euglenozoa; Kinetoplastea; Trypanosomatida; Trypanosomatidae
Exons: 1
Coding region: 1-834 (277 amino acids)
Biological process (GO): protein targeting to membrane; ubiquitin-dependent protein catabolic process via the multivesicular body sorting pathway; protein targeting to vacuole
Cellular component (GO): ESCRT I complex
Source: RefSeq, a predicted model, not a curated record